Messenger RNA from Chondrus crispus (carragheen), 1897 nucleotides. RefSeq lists its product as hypothetical. The transcript has 2 exons. Bases 1 to 1788 code for a protein of 595 amino acids. The record is from RefSeq and is a predicted model, not a curated record. Lineage: Eukaryota; Rhodophyta; Florideophyceae; Gigartinales; Gigartinaceae.
AUGUACGGAUUCCUAGAACAAGAGUACACGGUCCCGGUACCGGUACCGUUAUGGAACGUGGCGCGAUUCAUGUUCAUAAGUGUGGGCGUGACUAGCCUCUUGAGCAAAUUGUGGAGCUCUAUUGGCGCUAGUGCGGCCGGGUGCGUGGUUGCGCGAGGAGGAGAAGUCCAACUACGUUCCAGGACGUUCACGCGAAGCUCUUUAGUAGCGGAGGAGGACGCAAAAAAUUGGAAAGUUCGUUGGUUGAUCAACGCGGUGGCAAUGCUUUUGUUCGUUUCGGAUCUGGCGUUAGAGUUUGGCUCAGGGGCUAAGGAAGUAUUGGCAGGUCCCCGGCUGGGAGCGGGAUACCAACAGGCGCAUGCGCUGCCGCAGUUGGAAGUAAUCCACACGUCCUUGGGCCACUGGGAUAUAGCCAGCCAAGCAGGCGAGCUCUACUUCCAGGAUUUCAAGGUCACCGAGAUGAGCCGUUAUAGCUUCACUGACGGGACGAAGCCGAGCGUUGACGACUUAGCCGAUCUUCGCAAGAGGGAUGUACUCGACAGCAGUUGGCAACGCAUCGACAGUAUUAACAAGGGGGCUUGGCUUGCAGUUAGACAGCUAGCCCAUGUCUCUUUCGCUGGAGCCCCUGGGAAAAUGUUAGUUAGGAAUCGUACCGCGAUUUAUUCUGGGUACAUGGGAGAGUACGUCCUCGAGAUUAUUGGACAGGGAAACAUAGACAGUUCCAUAUUCGCAGAAGCCAUGUCGGAAACGAGGCUAGCCGUCGCUUUUACCACACUCACUCGCACCAACUCACCUUUGAGGAUAUCGCUCCCGGCAAGACCGCAAUUCGAGGUCAAUUGCGGAGGGGACGGCACUUCAAUCCCUGGGUGGAAGGUAGUUUGUAGACCGUUUACGAGUCGACCGUGGCAGAUGCUAAGACCAGAAGUGGCAGCGACCAGGGACAGAAGGUGGCAAGUCGAGUCUGAACUCGUUGAUGUGUACUUCGGAGCCCCUUCGGACCGGGGCGAUGUCCAGUCAGAUGCAGAUGGCCUGGAGUACAGCCCACGCACUUCGGAUGGAGCUUCACGUGUGGUCUCGACACGGCGUGGAUCUAUCUUGUUGACCCUAGGGCGAUGGCAGAUGAAGCUCUCAGUCUCUCCGAAGGGGCUAGUAACUUGUCUUCGACCUCUCCACUUUAGGACUGACGCCGAAAGUUACGCCUGUCGUGUGCGGCUGUGGCAAGAGGAGACGGAGCAACAAGGGGCCAUGAUGGCAUUACAACUUGCUAUGUAUCGCGACUCCGAAGCUUGGGCGAUCUACGACAUGUGGAAGGCGAGUCCGGCGACAGUCAGUACAGUGCGACUCGAGUGGAUAAGGGGUGGACUCACGUCACGAGCAGCGCGACAGGUCUCAAACACUAGAACUGUGGCUACAGUGAGAGCGCCGUUCCUACUAGGGAUCAUGAUAAUAUUGGGAACUACGCUUCUAGGCAUACUAGUGCUCAUAAGUAAUAUGCGGGUGGUUGGUCGUGGUCCAGCGCUGCUUCGAAACUUAACCAUCGAGAGAACUAGGAGGUCUCUAGCCAUGUCACAAUCAACACGUUUCAAUUGCUGUCAUGUACCGUGCCACAGCCCAGUAACGUCUAUAGUUGCGACUGGAGAUCUUACCUGCCACCUGACGACCACGUACCGAGAAAGGGUGAAGACCGAAAGAGUCAUUGCUCCCGAGAGGGGCUACAUGCUACUCAUGGGGACCGGAGGAUUUAAAGGAGCUAAGCAGGAUGAGGUAAAAUCUGAUGACUGUACGUAACCUCCGGCUCUACACCUGCUGUAGUAAUUACUACCAGUGAGCGGACCGAGGGCGACGGCCAGCUACGUACCGACAUACUUCUUGUGGACGCGCCCGCUGUUGUCGAAAA